This is a messenger RNA of Poecilia reticulata (guppy), 7149 nucleotides long. RefSeq names its product translocated promoter region b, nuclear basket protein (gene tprb). Gene Ontology annotation, molecular function: structural constituent of nuclear pore. The record is from RefSeq and is a predicted model, not a curated record. Gene Ontology annotation, biological process: mRNA export from nucleus; protein import into nucleus; regulation of mitotic spindle assembly. NCBI's taxonomy places the organism in Eukaryota, Metazoa, Chordata, Actinopteri, Cyprinodontiformes, Poeciliidae. Gene Ontology annotation, cellular component: nuclear pore.
CGCUUGCGCGUUUAGCUGUUGUGGCGAAAAUGGCGGCACUGCUGUUGCAGGAUCUGGAUUCGUCCGAGCUAUCUAAACUACCGACAACUCUUCAAAGCAAACUUGAGAAACUUUUAUUAGACCGGCAGUAUGAAAUAGAUUCUUUAAAAGCACUGCAUGAACAGUUUCGGGUUGACAGCGAGCAACAGUUUUUCGAAAAGGUUGAUCAACUUCAGCGGUGUCAGGCUGAGCUUUUGUCUCAAGCUCAAGAACAUCUUAAAGUCAAAGAGGAUUUCACGAAGCUUGAUGAAGAACUGAAAAGUGUUUGUGAGAAGAACAAGGAAAAUGAGUCUGCGCAGGAGAAGUUGUCAACAGAGCAGACUUUGCUUUCGAAAGCCAAAGAGGAAUUGGAAGGAGAAAAGCGAGAACUUGUGAGGACACUGGAGAGGAGAUCUCUGGAAGUUGAGAAUUUAAAUGAUGACUUGAGGCAGCUGAAUGAUAAGUUAAUGGAAGUCAACACUAGUAAGUUGGCUCUGCAGAUGAAGCUGGAUGAACUUGAAGCUGCAGAAGUAAACAUUAAAUAUAAGGAGAAGCGUAUGGAACAAGAGAAGGAGCUGCUGCAUGGCCAGAUGUCUUGGCUUAAAGACGAACUGAAGGCAAAGACGGAGGGACUGCUCACCCUGUCCAGGGAAAGGGGGAAUGAAAUCUUGGAGCUGAAAUGCAAACUGGAGAACAAGGAAGAUGAGUUAACCAAACUACAGGAUCAAGUGACCAGUUUGAAAACCUCAAAUGAACACCUUCAAAAGCAAAGUGAAGAGAUGAUCAACAAACUAAAAGAAGCAAAGGAGCAGCAGGCCAUCACAGAGGAGAAGUUUCGAAACGAGCUGAAUGCCAACAUUAAACUUUCCAACUUAUACAAGGGUGCAGCAGCAGAUUCUGAAGCAAAAAGUGAAGAGCUGAGUCGGGCGGUGGAGGAACUACACAAACUGUUGAAAGAUGCUGGAGAAGCCAACAAAGUUCUUGAGGAAAAGCUGCAGGAGAUGAACGGCGCAGCGGACAAAACUGUUAACGAGUUAAAGGAGAAGAUCCAGAGCCUUGAGAAAGAGCUGGACAACGCCAAUGACCUGUUGUCAACUUCUAAACUCAGAGGACCUGCUGGUGCGAGCGUGGUGGCAGAGGACCAGAUCACAACAAUGUCUCCAACAGCUGCUGCUGUGUCCAAAAUAAAACCUGGCAUGAAGCUGACUGAAUUGUACACGGCGUAUCUGGAGAGCCAGGAGCAGCUGCAGCUGGAGCGGCUGGAGAACAAGCGCGUCAACAAAUAUCUGGAUGACAUUGUGCAGGAAGUCGAAGCCAAGGCCCCCAUCCUGAAGCGGCAGAGGGACGAACACGAGCGCAUGCAGAAGUCGGUGGCCAGUCUGUCAGCCAAGCUGGAGCAAGCCGUUAAGGAAGUUCACCGUCUGCAGAACGAGGCUGACGAAGCCAAUAAGCGAUCCACUCUCCUGGAAAGAGACAACCAGAGAUAUGAACUCCAGGUGGCUGACAUGGCUCAACAGGUUCGAGUGCUGCUCAUUGAGCUGGAAGAGGCCCGUGGAAACCACGUGCUUCAGGAGGAGGAAGUGAGCUCAGCCGACAUCAGCAGCACAUCAGAGGUCAUCAGCCAACACCUGGUGACCUUCCGCAGCGUGGAGGAGCUCCAGAAGCAAAACCAGCGACUUCUCGUGGCCCUCAGGGAUCUGAGUGACGCCCAGGAGAAAGAAGAGCAGGAGAGCACUGGCAAUAAGCGUGCGGAGCUGGAGCAGAGUUUGGAGAAAGCCCAGGCAGAGUUGGAGUCGCUGAAGGAACAGCGCAGCCAGCAGAUUAAGAUGACAGAGUCUAUCGUGAGGCAGAGGGACCUGUACCGUGUGCUGCUGGCUCAGGCAACGGGAGUCGCUUUCCCUCAACAAGGAACACCGCCGGAGGAGUUUUCUCUGACAUCGACCCCCCGACGUUCACCAACAACCACUCCCACCACUGGAGCUCCCACUGCACUCGUGACCAUGGCCGAGUCUGUCGAGGCGCUGGAGGCCAAGGCAGCGCUGCGGCAGUUGCAGGAAGUGUUCUCUGCUUAUAAGAAGGAGCGGCUGGACAGCGAUAAGGCGAUGAACGAGCAGAAUGAGAAGCUGCAGGAGCAGCUCUCUGACCUCCGCUCUCAAAAUGCCAAAACAUCAACUCAGCUAGAGUUUGCAUCAAAGAGGUAUGAGAUGCUGCAGGAUAACGUUGAGGGCUACAGGAAAGAGAUCGCCUCACUUAGAGAGAAAGAACAGAAGACGGCCGCCGCCACACAAAAACUUGAGCAGAGUGUCCACACGCUAAAUGAAGAUCUGAAAGCUGCAAAGGAGAAACUUACCUUGACUGAGGGUCAGGCUGAGAAGCUGCGCAAGGAGAGAGACAUGCUGAAGCUGGUGGAGUCUAGGCUGAACCAGGAGAAAGAGACGUUUGUGAGCCAACAGCAGAACCAGAACCUGCUGCUGACCAAUCUCCAGACCAUACAGGCCACUCUGGAGCGGUCUGAGGCCGACGCACGUCAGCGUCUCAACGGCCAGAUCGAAAAGCAGGAGCUGCAGAUCUCCCAGCUUCAGAAGAAGCUGGAGCAGGAAGUGGAACAGCGCCAUCUGUGCAGCAGAAACCAAGAAAUUCAACUAAUGGACGCCAAGAGGCAGCUGGAGACGCAGGUGGCCUUACAUCAGAAAACCAAAGAGCUGCUGAAUGCGGCUGAGUUGGAGCUCAACACCCUGAGGAUGCAGCAAGGCCGCCCCGAGGCACGCCACACCCUGGGCUCUCCACCCACACCCGUCUUCAGAGGCCUGCAGGGUUCAGAUCAAGAGAGGGAGGAGCUCCAGGGCCGCCUGCAGCUGGCUGAAACCCAGGCAGAGGAACUGGCAGAGAGCCUGAGGGCCGCCACCUCCAGCAUGGAGCAGUACAGAGCCAUGGCUCAAAGCUUGGAGGAGUCCCUGGAGACAGAGAAGCAGGUAACGGAGCAGGCUCGCCUGUCAGUGGAGGCUUGUUUGAAGGAAGCUCAGGAGCGACACCGGACGCUGGAAGAGAAACUCCAGGAAGCAGAGAAGGAAAAGCAGGACUUGGAGGAGAGCAAGAGAAAAGACCUGGCAUCUCUGGAGGAGCAGAUUAAUGACCUGAAGAGCAGCCUGGGCGGUGCGCAGACAGAUCACCAGGCCGUGCUGCAGCAGCUGGCUGUAGCUGAAGCCCAGAAGCAGCAGGCUCUACAGGACAGAGAGGAGCAGGCUAAGCUGGCCGCUGAAGCUCAAGAUAAAUACGAGCGGGAGAUGAUGCUGCACGCAGCUGACGUGGAGGCCCUGCAAGCCGCCAAGGCUCAGGCCCUGCAGGCCACCGAGCUCAGAAACCAGCUGGAGGAGAAAGUCCAGCGAGUUGGCGCUGAGCUGCUGGAGGCCAGAGUCUCCUGGGAGGUGCAGGAAAAGAUCCUCAAGGAGGAAACAUCUAAGAUGGAAAGUCGCUAUGAGGAGCUGCAGAGGCAGAACACCCUCCUGCAUGAGCAGGUCCAAACCAUGAGCACCAAGAUGGCCGCCAAUAUUCAGCGUGCCGCCAAUGAGAGCUCGCUGAACGUUUCUUUGAGUGAAGAGGGAAAAUCUCAAGACCAGCUGCUUGAGAUUCUAAGUUUUGUUCGUCGGGAAAAGGAGAUGGCUGAAUCUCGGUUUGAGGUGGCGCAAGGGGAGAGCUUACGUCACCGUCUGAGAGUUGAACACUUGGAACGAGAACUUAGGGAGGUGCAGGACAGUCUGACUGCUGCAAGGGAGAGAAUGCAGGUGACUGCAAAGACUCUGGCCCAGCAUGAUGAGCUGAUGAAGAAGACUGAAACCAUGAAUAUCUUAGUGGAGACUAACAAGAUGCUGAGAGAGGAGAAAACCAAAAUGGAGCAGGAACUGCAGCAAACUCAAGCUAAGGUGCAAAAGAUGGAGUCGGACGUCUUUCCUCUGCAGCAAAGCAACUCUGAGCUGAGUGAGAAAAACGGCAUGCUGCAGGCGGAGAAGGCGAUCCUGGAGGAGGACAUAAAGCGCUGGAAGGCUCGAACUCAGAAUUUGCUGAGUCAGCAAAAAGAUUCGGACCCUGACGAGUACAAACGUCUCAACACCGAGAAAGAGCAACAUCUGAAACGCAUACAGCAGCUCACGGAGGAAAACUCUCGACUUAAAGCUGAGUUGAACAAGUUAAAUAACAUGACAACGUCGCUCCAGGGACAAAUGCAGAACCUGCGUGAAGGCAUGGGUAAGGCAAACGACGACAGAACUGUCUUGAGGAAGGACCUGGAGACUAAAAACCAGGAAAUCCAAGAAAAGGUGCGAACCAUCACCCAGGUGAAGAAAAUCGGACGGCGCUACAAGAUGCAGUAUGAUGAACUAAAGGUGCAACAUGACAAGCUCGUUGCUGAGGCCGCUGCAGGCCCAUCCCAAGUCGACGAGGCACAUCAGGCUUCAGCUCAAGAGCUGCAGAGCGUAAAAGACUCCCUGAAUCAGGCGGAGACCAGAACCAAAGAACUGGAGGGACAGCUGGAGAACAUCAACAAGGUGGUCACAGAGCGGGAGACUGAGCUGCGUAACGUCCAGGAACAAUCGUCCAGGCUGCAGACGGAGCUGAACCGCCUGAGGCAGGAGCUGCAGGAGAAAACGACCCAGGAGGAAAGUCUGAGACAGCAGAUGGCCGAAAAGGACGAGAAAACACGAAAGGCGCUUCUGGUUGCCAGACAGAAGAUUAGCCAUGUCACCGCCACCAAAGAGCAGCUGCAGCGCGAGAACGAGGAGCUGAAGCAGCAGCGUGAGGAGCUGGAGGUGCGAGUGAGCGCUCUCAGGUCUAAUUAUGAGGGCCGUCUCAGCCGACAGGAGCGGGAGCUCAGAGACCUGAGGGGUCAGCAGGAGAGACAGGAGCAGAGAGACGAGCCCCCCGAGGCGGGGCCAAGCAAGACUCAAGAGCAACAAAGGACGACAGAACAGAGGCAGAUCAGUCUGAAGACGACCCCAGCUGCAGACAGGGGCAGCACAAGCGCCUCUGAGCCGCCGACCGCCAACAUUAAGCCGACACCUGUGGUUGCCACRGSCAGCAAGCAACCGGUCAACCCCGGCAACAAACCGACACCCCGGGCGAGCAUCAGACCGAUGAUAACACCYGUGCCGCCGCCAACACCCACCGCCACAGUCAUGCCCACCACACAGGUGGAGACGCAGGAAGCCAUGCAGUCUACCGAAGCGCCGCCGGUGGAGCAUGUGACCGUGUACGGAAGCGCCAGCGGCUCCGUUCGCUCCGCCAGUCCCAACGUCCAGACCACCUUGGCGGGAUCCAUGCUGACCGUUCAGCAGACGCAGACUCAGGCCACGGCGUUCGUUCAGCCGACGCAGCAGCAGAGCGUCUCCCACCCAGAGCCGGACAAUCGGGAGCCGUCGCCUGUUACGAUCGAGCCCACGCCCAGUUCGCAGGUGGAAUGGCCUUCAACAUCCUCCUCCUCUUCCUCGUCUGUGUUCGGGACUGUUUCAGCGACACCUGGGACGUCGGCCAUGUCCAAGAGACCUCGAGAGGAAGAGGAGAGCAGCGCUGCUGCGUUCACUGAGGUAGAGGCGACCCAGGAGGAACCCAGAGCUCCAGCGGCCAAAAAGCUGCGCAUCAUCCAGAGAGUGGGACCAGAGGAGGAAGCGAUGGCUGACGAGAGUGCAGAGAACGAGGGCGUGGUGCCAUCAGAGGAUGGAGCAGAAGCAAGCCAGACAGAGUUUUCAAACCUCGAGGAAGCAGAGGAAGAUUCAGCCUCUCAGUCGGUCCCAGCAGAGCCGGCGGUCACCCCAAGUCAGAGUGAAACGCCUGACCAGCUGCAGCAGGAAGUCAUCGUCAUACUGACGGACUCUGAAAGCGAAGAGGAGGAGGAGGAAGAAGAAGAGGGAGAAGAGCAGGACUAUGCAGAGGAGGAGGAGGAAGACGAGGAAGAAGAAGAGGAGGAGGAAGAGGAAGAAGACGAAGAAGAUGAGGAUGACGAUGAUGGGGGGAUGGAGGAGGAAGGAGAGGAGAGCAACGAAGGAAGCGGCAAUGGCAACGAAGUUUAUGAAGGAGACGAGACAGAGGGAGCUGAUGUCACCGACCCAGGCACUGAGACAGAGGAGAGCUUAGGGGCGUCAGACUCCACCCAGAGGCCCGCCGAUUCCCAGACACCAAGCUUUGAGGGAAGCCCAAUGGAGGCCUUGUCAACAGAACAGCCAAUCACAAGCUCCGGAGCGAGAAUGCCCCAGUCGCCACGGCGACCUGUGCAGCAGCUUCUGCCCCAACUCAACAUCCAUCCCGCUCAGUCUUCAGAACUGGGACCAUCUGCUCAGCGAAUCCGUCGGCAGUCAGUGGGCCGACUCAAUCCUGGCAUGGCCAGCAAUGCGCAGCAUUUCUUUGAAGAAGACGACAGGAUGGUUCCCAGCAUUCCCACUCUGGUUCCCCCUCUCUCAGAAGGCUUUGACCAGGCUAUCCAUUCUCCUCAGGUUGCUGGAGUCCCUCGCUUCAGGUUUGGUCUUUCAGAAGACGUGCCUCAGACCAGCUCCUCCUCGCACUCUGACCUCGGCCAGCUCGCCUCGCAAGGAGGUCUUGGGAUGUUUGAAAGUCCUCUGUUCUUGGCGACUCAUGAGGAAGAGUCGGGAGGCCGCAGCGUUCCCACCACUCCACUGCAAGCUGCAGCUCCAGUAACUGUCUUCUCGGAGGCUGCACAGUCUGACACAACGGAGCUCGCCCCGCAGUCGGUUCCCAUGGUGAGCACGUCCACGCCAGGCCUGGUGCUGCCAGGAACCGCCGGGGCCGGGGAGCAGAGAGAGAUCUUCCUGGAGCCAGACACGGAGAGGCCCAGUGCUGAAGCGUCUCUGGAUGCUGUGAUGUCACAGGGAGAGGAGGAGCCGAGCCAGCUGUCUGACAAGGCCAACCUUCCCUCCACCAGCCAGGAGCCUUCCUCCAGCUCUGCAGAUACAAUCCCUAAACCCGCUCGUCCCGGACAGCUCAGACAGCUGCAGCGCUUUCAGGACAGCCGUGGAGGUCGGAUGAAGAGAGGAGGUCAAACCUUCCCUCCCCGUGGCUUCCAUGGGAGACGAUUUCUGAGAUGAAGCGCUAAUCAGAACUAAUUCCUAACUGGAGGCGACGCCAUUC